Molecule: messenger RNA, 3089 nt
Organism: Eptesicus fuscus (big brown bat)
Lineage: Eukaryota; Metazoa; Chordata; Mammalia; Chiroptera; Vespertilionidae
Gene: KAT2A
Product: lysine acetyltransferase 2A
Exons: 18
Coding region: 43-2559 (838 amino acids)
Biological process (GO): chromatin remodeling; positive regulation of transcription by RNA polymerase II
Cellular component (GO): histone acetyltransferase complex; nucleus
Molecular function (GO): histone H3 acetyltransferase activity; protein binding
Source: RefSeq, a predicted model, not a curated record
CUAGGGCAGGGAGCGCCGCGCCGCUCCGCUGCGGGGGAGGCCAUGGCGGAACCUUCCCAGGCCUCGACCCCGGCCCCGGCCGCGCAGCCCCGGCCCCUUCAGUCCCCAGCCCCCGCCCCAACCCCGACUCCUACUCCCAGCCCGGCUUCGGCGCCGACUCCGGCUCCCACUCCGGCACCUGCCCCCGCUCCAGCUGCAGCCCCAGCCGGGAGCGCUGGGACGGGGGGGCCCGGGGUAGGAAGUGGGGGUACCGGGAGCGGGGGGGAUCCGGCUCGACCUGGCCUGAGCCAGCAGCAGCGCGCCAGCCAGAGGAAGGCGCAAGUCCGGGGACUGCCGCGCGCCAAGAAGCUUGAGAAGCUAGGGGUCUUCUCGGCUUGCAAGGCCAAUGAAACCUGCAAGUGUAAUGGCUGGAAAAACCCCAAGCCCCCCACUGCACCCCGCAUGGACCUGCAGCAGCCAGCUGCCAACCUGAGUGAGCUGUGCCGCAGCUGUGAGCACCCCUUGGCGGACCAUGUGUCCCACCUGGAGAAUGUGUCAGAGGAGGAGAUUAACCGGCUGCUGGGGAUGGUGGUGGAUGUGGAGAAUCUGUUCAUGUCUGUUCACAAGGAGGAAGACACGGACACUAAGCAGGUCUAUUUCUACCUCUUCAAGCUCCUUCGGAAAUGCAUCCUGCAGAUGACCCGGCCCGUGGUGGAGGGGUCUCUGGGCAGCCCCCCAUUUGAGAAGCCUAAUAUUGAGCAGGGUGUGCUGAACUUUGUGCAGUACAAGUUCAGUCAUCUGGCUCCCCGGGAGCGGCAGACCAUGUUCGAGCUCUCGAAGAUGUUCUUGCUCUGCCUUAACUACUGGAAGCUUGAGACACCUGCCCAGUUUCGGCAGCGGUCUCAGGCUGAGGACGUGGCCACCUACAAGGUCAAUUACACCAGAUGGCUCUGUUACUGCCACGUGCCCCAGAGCUGCGACAGCCUCCCCCGCUACGAGACCACUCAUGUCUUCGGGCGAAGCCUGCUUCGCUCCAUCUUCACCGUCACCCGGCGGCAGCUGCUAGAGAAGUUCCGGGUGGAGAAGGACAAGCUGGUGCCCGAGAAAAGGACCCUCAUCCUCACCCACUUCCCCAAAUUCCUGUCCAUGCUGGAGGAGGAGAUCUACGGGGCAAACUCUCCGAUCUGGGAGUCAGGCUUCACCAUGCCACCCUCAGAGGGGACCCAGCUGGUGCCCCGGCCAGCUACAGUCAGUGCAGCAGUUGUUCCCAGCACCCCCAUCUUCAGCCCCACCAUGGGUGGGGGCAGCAAUAGCUCCUUGAGUCUGGAUUCUGGAGGUGCUGAGCCCAUGCCAGCAGGUGAGAAGAGGAAGCUCCCAGAGAACCUGACCCUGGAGGAUGCCAAGCGGCUCCGUGUGAUGGGCGACAUCCCCAUGGAGCUGGUCAACGAGGUCAUGCUCACCAUCACUGACCCUGCUGCCAUGCUGGGGCCCGAGACGAGCCUACUGUCGGCCAAUGCAGCCCGGGACGAGACAGCCCGCCUGGAGGAGCGCCGCGGCAUCAUCGAAUUCCAUGUCAUCGGCAACUCGCUGACGCCCAAGGCCAACCGGCGGGUGCUGCUCUGGCUCGUGGGGCUGCAGAAUGUCUUCUCCCAUCAGCUGCCACGCAUGCCCAAGGAAUACAUCGCCCGCCUCGUCUUUGACCCGAAGCACAAGACUCUGGCCUUGAUCAAGGACGGGCGCGUCAUUGGUGGGAUCUGCUUCCGCAUGUUUCCCACCCAGGGCUUCACGGAGAUUGUCUUCUGUGCUGUCACCUCAAAUGAGCAGGUCAAGGGCUAUGGGACUCACCUGAUGAACCACCUGAAGGAGUAUCACAUCAAACACAACAUCCUCUACUUCCUCACGUAUGCUGACGAGUAUGCCAUCGGCUACUUCAAAAAGCAGGGCUUCUCCAAGGAUAUCAAGGUGCCCAAGAGCCGCUACCUGGGUUACAUCAAGGACUACGAGGGGGCGACCCUGAUGGAGUGUGAGCUGAACCCCCGCAUCCCCUACACGGAGCUCUCCCACAUCAUCAAGAAGCAGAAGGAGAUCAUCAAGAAGCUGAUUGAGCGCAAACAGGCCCAGAUCCGAAAGGUCUACCCCGGGCUCAGCUGCUUCAAGGAAGGUGUGCGGCAGAUUCCCGUGGAGAGUGUCCCUGGCAUUCGAGAGACGGGCUGGAAACCACUGGGGAAGGAGAAGGGGAAGGAGCUGAAGGACCCUGACCAGCUCUACACAACCCUCAAAAACCUGCUGGCCCAGAUCAAGUCGCACCCCAGUGCCUGGCCCUUCAUGGAGCCGGUGAAGAAGUCGGAGGCCCCUGACUACUACGAGGUCAUCCGCUUCCCCAUCGACCUGAAGACCAUGACGGAGCGGCUGCGCAGCCGCUACUACGUGACCCGGAAGCUCUUUGUGGCCGACCUGCAGCGGGUCAUCGCCAACUGCCGCGAGUACAACCCGCCCGACAGCGAGUACUGCCGCUGCGCCAGCGCCCUGGAGAAGUUCUUCUACUUCAAGCUCAAGGAGGGCGGGCUCAUUGACAAGUAGUCCCAGCCUUGGCCCACAGCCUCACCGUGAAUGUCGCCACCUCAGGACUGAUCUGAUCGCUAGGGAGGCCUGGCGCCCGGGUCCCUCUCAGCUUGAGACACUCCAGCCCCUGAUCCUGCAGUCCUUUCUGGGCCCUUGGGCACCCCAAGCCUGCAGCCCUGUCCCACCCGUCGUUGUGUUGGACGUUGGGAGGGGUCUCCUGGGUGUGGGCUCGGUGCCGCUACAGUGGCUGGAGGCCAGAGCAUACACCUGCCCAGCUUUGGUGGCUCUCAGCCCUGGUCCCCACAGAGCUGUGGUGUCUUACUAGAGUCCUGGGCCUGGCCCAGGCCACUGUCUCCUCAAAGGCAGGACUGACAAUUUUAGCUUGAACGAGGGCUCCAGGGUUUGGAAAUCCAACCCGGACUGGAGGGGCCAUGCCUUGCCCUGCACUGUUGUGUUCUGUCUGUCCCCAGGGGUGGGGGACAUGGGGACCAUUUGUUUCCUGGCAUUAAUCCCUUGGAGGGAUCAAUAAAGCUCUUUUUGUUUUUGUC